UCUACUUUCUCUCUCCUCUAUGUCACUUUUUUAGAGCGAGAGAGAAUCGAGAGACUCAGUCCUCACUCAGACCAGUAAAGUCUUCUCUUCUCUUCUCUUCUCUCUUCAAAAAUCUCCAUUACUGAGUCGCAGACUCGGUCUCCUCAAAAAUGAUGCCAGCAGAGCUUCAAACUCGUCCGAGUAGAACCCUAAUCUCCCCCUCACUCUCCGCACCAUCCUUUUCCCCAUCAUUCAAUGGAUCAAAUUACUCAUCAUCACCAGAACGAUUCCAAAACCCUAGAUCUUCAAAUUCCGUUUCAAAUCGGUUUUCACCAUCAUCAUUCAUUCACAAUCAACGAAUCGCAAUUGCUUUAGUUCCAUCAGCUUUAUUCUUACUUGAUUUAGGUGGAACACCAGUUAUAGCAACAUUAACACUGGGUUUAAUGGUCUCCUACAUUCUUGAUUCGCUGAGUCUUAAAUCGGCUUCGUUCUUCGGCGUCUGGUUCUCACUAAUCGCUUCUCAGAUCGCUUUCUUCUUCAGUUCGAAUCUGAUUUCGUCUUUUAAUUCUGUUUUUCUAGCAAUUCUCGCUGGUUUUCUAUGUGCACAAACGAAUUUCUUGAUUGGGAUAUGGAUUUCGUUACAGUUUAAAUGGAUACAGAUCGAGAAUCCGUCAAUUGUUGUUGCGUUAGAACGAGUGUUGUUCUCUUGUGUACCGAUUUGUGCUAGUACCUUGUUUACUUGGGCUACUGUUUCUGCUGUUGGUAUGAUGAAUUCAGCUUACUAUUUUAUGAUUUUCAGCUGUGUAUUCUAUUGGUUGUUUACCAUUCCAAGAGUAUCAUCGUUUAAAUCGAAACAAGAGAAUAUUGGUUACCAUGGUGGUGAAGUACCUGAUGAGAUUAUGAUAUUAGGUCCAUUGGAGAGUUGUAUUCAUACAUUGCAUUUACUAUUCAUGCCACUGCUGUUUCAUAUCGCGUCUCAUCAUGGGAUUAUGUUUGCUUCUAUCAGUGAUUUGCUUUUGCUGUUUUUCGUGCCCUUUUUGUUUCAACUUUAUGCCUCAACUAGGGGAGGGUUAUGGUGGGUUACGAAGAAUUCAAAUAGUUUGCAAAGUAUUAGAGUUGUUAAUGGUGCUGUUGCCUUGGUUGUCGUUGUUAUUUGUUUGGAAAUUAGAGUUGUUUUCCAUUCGUUUGGUAGGUAUAUUCAGGUGCCACCGCCUUUGAGUUAUCUACUUGUGACUAUUUCGAUGUUGGGAGGGGCUUCUGCUUUAGGUGCUUAUGCAAUUGGUAUGAUUGGUGAUGCAUUUAGCUCGGUUGCUUUUACAACUUUGUCCGUCUUAGUUAGUGCAGCUGGAGCGCUCGUCGUUGGGUUCCCCAUUUGGCUGCUUCCAGUUCCAUUAAUCUCAGGCUUUUAUUUGGCACAAUUUUUUACUAAGAAGAGCUUGCCAUCAUACUUUGUGUUUGUCCUUCUUGCAAGCGUGAUGGUGUCAUGGUUUGUUCUGCAUAACUUCUGGGAUCUCAAUAUUUGGUUGGCUGGGAUAUCUCUCAAAUCAUUUUGUAAGAUAAUACUUGCUAAUGUUAUUCUGGCUAUGGCUGUACCGGGGCUUGCUCUUCUCCCGCCCAAAUUUCGGUUCCUGACUGAGAUUGGUCUAAUAAGCCAUGCUUUGCUUCUGUGCUACAUAGAGAAUCGGUUUUUUACCUACGCCAGUGUAUACUAUUUUGGAUUGGAUGAAGAUGUGAUGUAUCCAAGCUACAUGGUUAUUAUGACAACGCUUGUUGGACUUGCGCUAGCAAGGAGGCUGGUUGUAGAUCUUCGUAUUGGACAAAAAUCAUUUUGGAUAUUGACUUGUCUUUAUUCUUCCAAACUGGCUAUGCUGUUUGUUACAUCAAGGAAUGUUGUAUGGGUUGCAGCCGUGCUUCUACUGGCAGUUUCUCCUCCAUUGCUUCUUUACAAGGAGAAGUCCAAAGCAGCUGGAAAAAUGAAAGUUCGGCAAGGUUAUGCACAUGCUGGUGUGGUUGCUUUGGCCACAUGGUUCUGCCGGGAAACAGUUUUUGAGGUUCUACAAUGGUGGGUUGGAAGAUCUCCAUCCAAUGGCUUGCUUCUUGGUUUCUGUAUUGCGUUGACUGGAUUGGCUUGCAUACCCAUAGUUGCUCUCCACUUUUCUCAUGUUCAGUCUGCAAAGAGAUGCAUACUACUGGUCUUGGCAACAGGACUGCUCUUUAUCCUCUUGCAACCACCGGUUCCGUUGUCGUGGGGAUUCCAUUCUGACAUUAUCAGGGCAGCUCAUAUUUCUGUUGAUGACGUCUCUAUUUAUGGCCUUGUAACUUCGAAGCCUACAUGGCCAUCUUGGUUACUCAUUGCAGCAGUCCUGCUAACGUUAUCAGCACUUACUUCUAUUAUCCCUAUCAAGUACAUUGUGGAGUUAAGGGCAUUUUAUUCAAUUGGGGUCGGUAUUGCCCUUGGUGUUUACAUCUCUGCUGAAUAUUUCUUCCAAGCAACAAUGUUGCAUGCGCUCAUAGUGACAACAAUUGUAUGCACCUCUGUCUUUGUGGUGUUCACUCACUUCCCAUCUGCCUCAAGCACAAGACUACUACCUUGGAUAUUUGCCUUACUUGUGGCUCUCUUCCCAGUCACAUACCUUCUUGAGGGCCAGAUUAGAAUGAAAAGCUUGGCAGAUAUGGGAGGAAUCGGAGAAGCUGGGGAAGAAGACAAGAAAGUUACUAUGUUGUUGGCCGUGGAGGGGGCUAGGACAUCCCUUCUUGGGCUGUAUGCUGCGAUUUUCAUGGUAAUAGCUCUGGAGAUAAAGUUUGAGCUUGCCUCGUUGAUGCAUGACAAGGCAACGGAUGGUAGGGUUGGCGUUCAGAGCCGAUCAGGGCAGAGAAGUUCUUCUGCUGGUUUCCCACCAAAGAUGAGGUUUAUGCAACAGAGAAGGGUCUCAACAGUGCCAACAUUCACGAUUAAAAGAUUAGCUGCUGAAGGUGCUUGGAUGCCAUCAGUUGGUAAUGUUGCCACUGUGAUAUGUUUUGCUAUAUGCCUAAUCCUGAACCUUAACCUGACUGGUGGCUCGGACCGUGCAAUAUUCUUGCUGGCGCCAAUAUUACUACUCCUCAACCAAGACUCCGACUUAGUUGCUGGGUUCAAGGACCGCCAGAGAUAUUUCCCAGUGACUGUGGUAAUCUCUGUAUACUUGGUUGUGACUGCAGUUUACAGAAUAUGGGAAGAGGUUUGGCAUGGGAACGCUUGGUGGGGAUUAGAGAUAGGAGGGCCUGACUGGUUCUUUGCAGUCAAGAACACUGCACUUCUUAUCUUGACAUUCCCAAGUCACAUCCUGUUCAACCAGUUUGUGUGGAGCCACACGAAGCAGACCGAUUCAAGACCUUUGCUUACGAUGCCCCUGAAUCUACCCCCCGUGAUAAUAACAGAUGUAAUCAAGGUCAAGAUAUUGGGGUUAUUAGGACUUAUUUAUUCCCUAGCCCAGUACCUAAUCUCGAGACAGCUCCAUAUUACAGGAAUGAAGUAUAUUUAAAUCAACCAACAUACACUGUACAAUAUCUGUAGGUAGCCUUUCAGUGGGUGAUUGGAGCUAUGAUAUGCACCCGUUAUAUCCAAUAGGAUUCAGAUUCCAUAGUGCACUACACCAAACCAAUAUUGUCAACCACUGGGAAAGAGUUUCAAAUGGGUAUCCAUUCAAAAAGGGGAUAACCCAACUCCUACUGAGGAGUUGAUCAAUCAAUGUAUUUAAAAUGAGCUUCUCCCCCUGGCUGUGCACAGCGCUUAACUUCCCCCAUAAGGGUUUUAGAUCACACUUAUUCUUGUUGCUACAUUUUGAAUUUUUGUAGCUGUUAAGAGUACACAGACUGAUGGGAUAUUGUUGCAUAGAUUGCUAGACAAAUGUCAAGUUGUGGGGAACAUUAACAAGAAUAUCAGAUAAUAGAGAGCCCUAUGCUCCUUCAAACA
Papaver somniferum (opium poppy) is the source of this 3931-nucleotide messenger RNA. RefSeq lists its product as uncharacterized. The record is from RefSeq and is a predicted model, not a curated record. The coding region runs from base 150 to 3500 and encodes 1116 amino acids. NCBI's taxonomy places the organism in Eukaryota, Viridiplantae, Streptophyta, Magnoliopsida, Ranunculales, Papaveraceae. The transcript is spliced from 5 exons.